Lichtheimia ornata is the source of this 795-nucleotide messenger RNA. RefSeq lists its product as uncharacterized. NCBI's taxonomy places the organism in Eukaryota, Fungi, Mucoromycota, Mucoromycetes, Mucorales, Lichtheimiaceae. The record is from RefSeq and is a predicted model, not a curated record. The coding region runs from base 1 to 795 and encodes 264 amino acids. Gene Ontology annotation, molecular function: actin filament binding. The transcript is spliced from 4 exons. Gene Ontology annotation, biological process: actin cytoskeleton organization; cell morphogenesis; barbed-end actin filament capping. Gene Ontology annotation, cellular component: F-actin capping protein complex; cytoplasm.
AUGCGCCGUUUACCGCCGCAGAAUGUCGAGGACAAUUUGAACAAGCUAUUGGACCUUGUCGACCCUGAUUUGGAGGACAAGAUAUUGUCUGCUAUUGACAAACCACUCAAGGUGAAGCGUUGCCCCAAGACUGGCAAGGAUUAUCUUUUAUGCGACUAUAAUCGGGAUGGUGAUUCAUACAGAUCGCCUUGGAGCAAUGAAUAUGAUCCCGAGAUACCAGAUACCGUGCAGCCACCACCUUUUACCCCUUCACCAGCAUUGCGAAAGUUAGAGAUUGCUGCCAAUGAAGCCUUUGAUACCUAUCGCGACAUGUAUUAUGAAGGCGGCAUCUCAUCCGUGUACACAUUUGAAUAUGACGAUGGAUUUGCUGUGGUGGUCCUCAUCAAAAAAGUGGGUGAUGGUGGAAGACGCAUGAACGGUGCGUGGGAUUCAAUUCACGUCUUUGAAGUGCAUGAACGCGGUCGCAAUGCCAACUACAAGUUGACAUCCACGGUGAUGUUGUACAUGAUUACCAAGGGCCAAGAAUUAGGUGAUAUGAACUUGAGUGGUAGCAUGACUCGUCAGGUGGAACAAGAUCAUGCUGUCGACGAUCCUUCAGCGCACGUUGCCAAUAUUGGUCGGAUGGUUGAGGACAUUGAACUCAAGAUGCGUAAUUCCCUUCAAGAAGUCUACUUUGGCAAGACUCAGGACAUUGUCAAUGAUCUUAGAAGCUUGGGGUCCUUGGAAGAGAGCCGGAAACAAGCCGAGAUUCAAAAGGAACUUGCUGGUAGAUUGAUGGAAAGAACUACACGUUAA